Bolinopsis microptera is the source of this 861-nucleotide messenger RNA. RefSeq lists its product as uncharacterized. Bases 1 to 861 code for a protein of 286 amino acids. The transcript has a single exon. The record is from RefSeq and is a predicted model, not a curated record. Lineage: Eukaryota; Metazoa; Ctenophora; Tentaculata; Lobata; Bolinopsidae.
AUGGAGGAAGAUGACUUUCUCGGUCACAACCAGUUUCUAAUCUACAACAAAUCCUACCACCGAGCACGACUAGCACAAUGGGGUCCCGGUCACACGGUGGUGGGCACAUAUGAACACGGUCUGAAUCCAAACCAACUGUGGACCUUGGAGGCACACCCUUAUAGGCCGGGGACUUAUUACGUUGUAAAUGAGAGGAACCCCCAACACAGACUAGCUAACCAUAAACACAACUUUAUCGUGUACAACGGUCCUCACUUCAAUGAUCAGCUCUUUAGGUUUGUGAGUAACGAUGACGGGUACUAUUCCAUCCAGAGUGCUCACUAUCCAGAGGAUUGGCUUACCAAACAUGGAGUUGAGAAUAGCCAGGUCUCUUUCAGAGAGUUCGACGGAGGAGACGAUCAGUUGUGGCGACUUGUCCCCCGGUUCCAUGCUCGGUUGUACGACCGGGAAGUGUUUCACUUCGACAACAGACAAGGUAGCAACCCCAUUGUACGUGAGAUAUCCGUUACCACAGGGGUCCGACGAACCUCCACCUCCUCAAUUAAUAACCAGACUACUUACAAGAAAUCUAUAUCUGCUGCUCUAGAGUUAGCUGUUGAGGUGUUGGAUCUGGGUGUUCGUCAAGCAAUAGAGUACGAGAACGAACUACAGACAUCAUUCUCUCAGGACGUUGAACAGUGCUGGUCUCAGACGGAGAAUAUAACAUUCACUGUUCCCCCGAGAAAGAACUUUAAGGUUGUUCAGAGAGGUGUGAAGUUUGAGGGACAACUUGCAGCGGAUACCUGUGUUCUGCUGACUAAUAUCCAGGUGUUUGAGAGCGAAUCUUUACAGUUUGAUGAGUCAGAAUAUUUAUCUGACUAG